Hemiscyllium ocellatum (epaulette shark) is the source of this 1761-nucleotide messenger RNA. It is a transcript of the gene slc5a12, whose product is annotated as solute carrier family 5 member 12. The record is from RefSeq and is a predicted model, not a curated record. Gene Ontology annotation, molecular function: symporter activity. Gene Ontology annotation, cellular component: membrane. Gene Ontology annotation, biological process: transmembrane transport; sodium ion transport. The coding region runs from base 1 to 1761 and encodes 586 amino acids. The transcript is spliced from 15 exons. Lineage: Eukaryota; Metazoa; Chordata; Chondrichthyes; Orectolobiformes; Hemiscylliidae.
AUGACUCAAUUCAUGAACCCUGCUGUGGGAACUUUUACAGCAUGGGACUAUGUUGUUUUUGCAUCACUGUUUGUAAUUUCCUCUGGGAUAGGAGUCUUUUUUGCCAUUAAAGAAAGGAAGAAUGCUACCUCCCGUGAAUUUCUGGUUGGAGGGAGGCAGAUGGUCUGUGCUCCAGUUGCCUUGUCUCUCACUGCCAGUUUCAUGUCUGCAGUGACUGUGUUAGGAGGUCCCUCAGAGGUUUAUAGGUAUGGGGCUUCUUUCAUCCUCUUCUGCGUUGCCUUCAUGUUUGUUGUCAUCUUCACGGCAGAGCUCUUUGUACCCGUUUUCUACAGAUCAGGAAUUGCCAGUACAUACGAGUAUUUGGAAUUGAGAUUCAAUAGGGUGGUUCGUAUUGCUGCUACCAUUAUAUACAUCCUGCAAACUAUUCUUUAUACGGGUGUUGUGGUAUACGCACCAGCUCUGGCACUGAAUCAAGUGACUGGUUUUAAUCUAUGGGGCUCAGUGUUUGCAACAGGAAUUGUUUGCACCUUCUACUGCACCCUGGGUGGCUUGAAGGCAGUGGUGUGGACAGAUGUCUUCCAGAUGGUUGUGAUGGUGUUGGGAUUUUUAACAGUUCUUGUCCAAGGAACCAUCAAGUUAGGAGGAAGCAGCAACAUGUGGAAGAUAGCCAGGGAUGGCCAAAGGCUCAGUGUUUUUGAUUUCACAGUAGAUCCUUUGAGGCGUCACACUUUCUGGACACUGGCAGUCGGGGGUACGUUUACCUGGUUAGGAAUCUACGGAGUGAACCAAUCCACCAUCCAAAGGUGCAUUUCAUGCAGAUCGGAAAAACAUGCUAAAAUGGCACUGUACCUGAAUUUACUUGGACUUUGGGUCAUCAUUGUCUGUGCGGUGUUCUCUGGACUGGUGAUGUAUAGCUACUAUGUCAACUGUGAUCCAUGGACUGCCGGAUUCAUUUCAGCUUCAGACCAGCUGAUGCCUUAUUUUGUUAUGGAAAUAUUGGGACACUUACCAGGACUUCCUGGGCUUUUUGUAGCCUGUGCAUUUAGUGGCACACUUAGCACAGUAGCUGCCAGUAUUAACGCACUGGCAACUGUAACAUACGAAGAUUUUGUGAAACAGUGCUUCCUCAAUGUGUCAGAAAAGACAAGUACCUGGAUCAGUAAGGGCUUGUGCAUAGUGUACGGUGUAGUUUGCACUUCAAUGGCAGUUGCAGCAUCACUAAUGGGGGGCAUCAUUCAGGCAGCACUCAGUAUUCAUGGGAUGUGUGGGGGACCAAUGCUUGGGUUAUUUACCUUGGGCAUUUUAUUUCCUUGUGCAAACUGGAUUGGUGCGAUUGGAGGCUUGGCUGCUGGAGUAACCUUAUCAUUCUGGCCUGCAAUUGGUGGCUUUAUGUAUCCUGCACCAUCAUCAAAGACACUACCUUUAUAUUUAAGUACCAAUGGUUGCUUGCCACUGAACAUGUCAGAACUUUUUCCAACUUCAUUGCCAAUUAUAAUCCCUAAAGAGAUGCCUCCACUGGCAGACAGCUGGUAUUCUGUAUCCUACCUCUACUAUAGUCCUUUGGGGUUCCUCGGGUCAUUGAUAACUGGUCUUCUGCUAAGCUUUCUAUCAGGACAAACACACAAGGAAAAUGUGAAGCCUUUGUUAGUCAGACCAGUAUGCAAUCUGUCAAAACAGUUCAAAAAGGAGUGUUGUUUUGGACAAGAAAGAGACAAGGAAACCCUCGAGGUCCGAUUCAGAGUUAAAUAUCCAUAUCAGUAG